This is a messenger RNA of Sciurus carolinensis (gray squirrel), 2234 nucleotides long. It is a transcript of the gene Tdp2, whose product is annotated as tyrosyl-DNA phosphodiesterase 2. The record is from RefSeq and is a predicted model, not a curated record. Gene Ontology annotation, molecular function: 5'-tyrosyl-DNA phosphodiesterase activity; single-stranded DNA binding; protein binding. Gene Ontology annotation, cellular component: PML body; cytoplasm. Bases 257 to 1384 code for a protein of 375 amino acids. The transcript has 8 exons. NCBI's taxonomy places the organism in Eukaryota, Metazoa, Chordata, Mammalia, Rodentia, Sciuridae. Gene Ontology annotation, biological process: double-strand break repair.
GAGGACUGACUCGUAGGACGCGUCCCGAGGCCAAGGACACGGAGGCGCCCGGCCCCGCCCACCGCGCUCCGGCGACGCACGCACCAACGUUCCGAAGCCACUUGUGACCGAGCGCGCAGGCGCGUUGGCUCGCAGACCCGCUGGCUGCGCAGCGGGCCGCGGAGCGCUGGGCGCGUUUCUGGCCGGGCGGCGGACCGUGAGCACCGGCGCGGCGGCGCCUGCGCAGAGCGCGCACGGUCCGCGGGCGGCGCGGGCGAUGGAGCCGGGGGGCUCCCUGGCAGCGGCGCGGGACGAGGGCGAACCGGAGGGGAAGCGGCGGCGGCUUCUGUGCGAGGACUUCGCGUCGGUGGCGCGCUGCGACGCCGGCGUGGCCCAGUGCUACCUGGCCGAGAACGACUGGGAGAUGGAAAGAGCGCUGAACGCCUACUUCGAGCCGCCGGUGGAGGACCGCGCCGAGGACAGCCCUGGGGUCGCCGCGGAGCCCCAGGCCUGUGCUCUGUCCCCAGUUCCUGCUCUAUUGCUCGUGGAAUCAAGUCCAUUUGCCUUCGUUGACCUAACCAGUGAAGAAACAACUGAUUCCACGAGUUCAAAAAUCAACCCGUCUGAAAAUACUCAGCAAGAAGAUGGCAGCAUGUUCUCUCUCAUUACCUGGAAUAUUGAUGGGUUGGAUCUGAACAGCCUGCAGGAGAGGGCUCGUGGGGUGUGUUCCUACUUAACUUUGUACAACCCAGAUGUAAUAUUUCUACAGGAGGUCAUUCCCCCAUAUUAUAGCUAUCUAAAGAAGAGAACAAGGAAUUACGAGAUUAUUACAGGUCAUGAAGAAGGAUAUUUCACAGCUAUAAUGUUGAAGAAAUCAAGAGUGAAAUUAAAAAGCCAAGAGAUUGUUCCUUUUCCAAGUACCAAAAUGAUGAGAAACCUUUUGUGUGUGCAUGUGAGUUUGUCUGGAAAUGACCUUUAUCUUAUGACUUCCCAUUUGGAGAGCACCAGAGGGCAUGCCAAGGAACGAAUAAGUCAGUUAAAAAUGGUUUUAAAGAAAAUGCAAGAGGCUCCAGAGUCAGCCACGGUUAUAUUUGCAGGAGAUACAAAUUUACGGGAUCAAGAAGUUACUAAAUGUGGCGGGUUACCUGACAACAUCUUGGAUGUCUGGGAGUUUUUGGGCAAACCUAAGCAUUGCCAGUACACAUGGGACACACAGAUGAACUCUAAUCUUGGAAUAUCUGCCACUUGUAAGCUUCGUUUUGAUCGGAUAUUUUUCAGAGCAGCAGCAGAAGAAGGCCACAUUGUUCCCCGAAGUCUGGACCUCCUUGGGUUGGAGAAGCUGGACUGUGGUAGAUUUCCUAGUGAUCACUGGGGUCUUCUGUGCAACUUAGAUGUGAUCUUGUGAGAUGUUUUCAAAUGCGGAUGUAAAUGUUUUGAGCAGUCUUCUGAAUUUUUGCAGGUUCCAUUUCCACCUAUCUGGAAAGGUAGGUUUCAUAUAGAGGAAUUAAUAUACUGGAAAAUGGUUUCAGGGGGAAAAAAAAAGGAUUUUAUCAUAUAGAUUAUGUUUUCAGGAUUCCAAGUUAAAUAUUAAUGUCUGUUGAAAGCAUGCGUGUGUUCAUCUGUGAGGCCGUUUAGGGGAGGGCCCAGAUCCUGCCAGCUCUGUCAGGGUUCAUAGCUUCAGCUGCAUUCCCACCAGGGGCCACUUGGUCCCAGGACUGCUGACCUUUGUAGUGCUUUUCAGUCAAGCACCAAAAUAGCAAUGAUUUUAAAAAGUCAUCAAAAGAAAAAAAAAGUUACUGAGUUUUUGGGUCUGAAUCUCUUACCAUAUUUCACAAAUCCAGAUAAUCUCAAAGGAAAAAGCCAUGAUCAUGUGCUGUUAGGAAGGUGACAGCUGUCCUGCAUCAGAUUUAAUACUACAUAAUUUGUAAGCUGUAAAUGAAACCUUCUGAUUUAAAAUCCCUUAACUCUUUUCAGAUUAGUGGUGUAGUUGUAUGUUGCUAACAGAGGCAAAGUUAGACUUGAUAAUCAUUGAAAUCAGUUUUAUAGCAGCCUGGGUCUUUUUUCCUAAGAGAAAAAUAAAUACAUAAAGAGGAAUAACCUUUUAGUUUUGCUACUUGUAAGAUGGAACUAUUUUACAAGAAGUGAAUAAAAGUACUGUUUUCUUAAAGAGUAGUUUAAAUGUGCUUUAAAGUGUGUGGGGGAGUGGAUAACCCCAAGAGAAAUGUACUGUAAAUAAAGAAUUUUAUUUGUUUAUA